Notechis scutatus (mainland tiger snake) is the source of this 1329-nucleotide messenger RNA. Lineage: Eukaryota; Metazoa; Chordata; Lepidosauria; Squamata; Elapidae. The record is from RefSeq and is a predicted model, not a curated record.
AUGGAAGUUGACACAGGCUCUGCACUUUCCAUCAUCUCCUGGGAAACUCUAAAGAAGAUGCUUCCAAGGAUCUCUAAGAAGAAGCUCCUGAAUUGCCACCUGACUCUGCGUGAUUACCAAGGCAGGACCAUCCCAGUCCUCGGGAAAGACCCUGCACCCAUCCACACUAUCUUCGAGGUCAACGAUCUCAACCUGCCCAUUACUGCCCUUGACAUUGCUGCUCACUCCUCAAGGGACAAGGGUUGUUUACUGUGGGGGACAAGGGUGGUCAUCCCUGCUAAACUACAAGGGCCAGUCUUAAAGGUCCUGCAUGAAGACCAUCCAGGCAUCAUCAGGAUGAAGGCCCUGGCCCGCAGCUACAUAUGGUGGCCAGGCAUGGAUGCCCAGAUCUCCAGCUGGGUAAGCACGUGCCAACCCUGCCAGGCUACCAGGCCAGCUCCACCAUCAUCUACUCCUACCAGGUGGAAAGACGCUGGGGCCCCUUGGUCCUGGCUGCACAUUGAUCUGGCAGGCCCUGUGAACAGGCGAACUUUCCUAAUCAUUGUGGAUUCGUUUUCAAAGUGGAUUGACCUGGCCCUGCUGCCCUCCACAACCACUCUUGCUAUCACAAAAGCCCUAACCAGAGUAUUUGUCACCCAUGGCCUCCCAGACACCAUUGUAUCCGACAAUGGUCCCCAGUUCACCUCUUGCAAAUUUGAGGUCUUUGCAGCCAACCUGGGCAUCAGGCAUGCCCUCACAGCCCCUUUUCACCCUGCUAGUAACGGGAUGGCUGAAAGGGCAGUCAGGUCAGUAAAGGAGGCCCUGGAGAGGUUUGGCCCAAUUGACUGGCACUCCAAACUUUCCAGGUACCUACUGACCCAGCACACAACCCCCUGUACCACCACCAAUAAAUCCCCUGCAGACCUCCUUAUGAGCAGACGCCUUAGAACCACCCUGGAUAGGCUGCACCCCCAUUACACCCCAGUUACCCCUUUGGCAUCUGACAGCCAGGCUAGAGAGUUCACCCUGCAGGACCUGGUCUAUGCCAGGAAUUACUCUGGCCAUCCCUUAUGGGUGCCAGGGCAAGUCGUGGCUAUAACAGGGCCUAAGUCCUACAGGGUGCUCCUGGAUGACGGUCGUACCUGGCGCCGGCACAUCGACCAGCUGAGAAGGUGUUGGAGAGUGGCCGUUGAUGACCCCCACUGCCCGCCAAGCAAACUGGUCUACCCACCAAGCACUGAGACUUCCCCAGCAAACGAACUGGUCUACCCGCUGAGCGCUGAGACCUUCCCGCCAAGCGAACCGAUCUACCCGCCACGCGUUGAGACUUUCCCGGAGCGAGCCGAAUGA